UCGAUGCGUCUCCAAGUGCGCACAACCCGUCUGCAGCAGCAUUAUUCCGCAGACCGCCUGCCAGGCAUCUGGCUGCUCUGCGUUUAUUUCUGGAGGCGCUGCUUUUCGCUCAAUCACCUCCAACAGGUGGAUAAGAACACUGGUGGAUGUACACCCUGGGGAAAACUGGAGGCGUUGAAAAAACAGGUGUAAUCCACCGAGGGAACUUGGUUGUUGUUGCCUAUUUUCGUCUCCAGGAUUUGUUGCGCGGUGAGUUUAAUGCGGUGUGAGCCGGUCUGCGUUUUUUCCCGCACCCCCUCCGUAAAAGACCGAAUGGAAAUCGUGAUUAAACCUGACCAAAUGUGGAUUCUCAGGAGGAGUGCUAAGAAGUCUCCAAAAAACGAGAGGGAAGAAUGCGUACUACACUAAAAAAAAAAAAAAAAAACAGGGAAAAGACGCGCUGACAUCUCUAACACUAACAAGCGGGAUUUUCACACUGCUGUUUCUACAUUUAUGGGGAUACAAAUUCCAAGAAGUUGAGGCGAAUUAUUUUCAUGCUGUUUUCCACAGGAAAACCACUGAGCUCCCUGAGCGAAGUUCCAAUGUCCAUCAUCCCAAAGUGUGAACCCCGCCAGCCCGGCAGCAGCUGUAGCAGUGUUAACAGGGUGCUGGUCAGCUGAAGCUUAGAGAGAUGUCACAGCUCUACUACCGGCGGACUGACAGCUCCUCAUACCGGGACCGAAUCCCGUUGAGAAUUGUGCGGGCCGAGUCGGAGCUGUCACCUUUAGAGAAAGCCUACCUUGGAGCCGUCGAGAAAGGGGACUAUGCGAGUGUCAAGCAAGCGCUUGAGGAGGCUGAGAUCUACUUCAAGAUCAACAUCAAUUGCAUCGACCCUCUCGGCCGCACAGCUCUGCUGAUUGCCAUUGAGAACGAGAACCUGGAAAUCAUCGAACUCUUGCUGAGCUUCAACGUGUAUGUCGGCGACGCCCUGCUGCACGCAAUUCGCAAGGAAGUGGUCGGAGCUGUGGAGCUGCUGCUAAAUCACAAGAAGCCGAGUGGUGGCAUGCAGGUUCCACCGAUCUUACUGGACAAGCAGUUCUCUGACUUCACCCCUGACAUCACUCCCAUCAUUCUUGCUGCACACACCAACAACUAUGAAAUUAUCAAGCUUCUGGUGCAGAAAGGUGUGUCUAUGCCACAGCCACAUGAGGUGCGCUGCAACUGUGUGGAGUGUGUGUCUAGUUCGGAUGUGGACAGCCUGCGGCACUCGCGCUCACGACUCAACAUCUACAAAGCACUGUCGAGUCCCUCACUAAUUGCGCUCUCCAGCGAAGACCCCUUCCUAACCGCAUUCAGGCUCAGCUGGGAGCUGCAGGAGCUCAGCAAGGUGGAGAAUGAGUUUAAAUCUGAGUAUGAAGAGCUGUCCCAGCAGUGUAAGCAGUUUGCAAAAGACCUCCUGGACCAAACAAGGAGCUCCAGAGAGCUGGAGAUGAUCCUCAACUAUAAAGAUGAUAUCAGCUUAUUGGAAGAGGAGGGCACUAAUGAUCUGGCAAGACUCAAGCUAGCUAUCAAAUACCACCAAAAAGAGUUUGUAGCUCAGCCCAACUGUCAGCAGCUUUUGGCAUCACGCUGGUAUGAUGAGUUCCCUGGCUGGAGGCGGCGUCACUGGGCGGGAAAGUUCGUCACCUGUGUCUUCAUAGGUCUCCUCUACCCUGUGUUUGCUCUCUGCUACCUCAUCGCUCCCAAGAGUCGCUAUGGCCUCUUCAUCCGCAAGCCCUUCAUCAAGUUCAUCUGCCACACGGCGUCCUACCUGACCUUUCUGUUCCUGCUGCUCCUCGCCUCCCAGCAUAUUGUUAUCACAGAGCAGGACAGGCAGGACAGGCAGGGCCCUCCACCGACCGCUGUGGAGUGGAUGAUCCUGCCCUGGGUGCUGGGAUUCAUCUGGGCAGAGAUCAAGCAAAUGUGGGAUGGUGGUUUUCAAGACUAUGUUCAUGACUGGUGGAACCUGAUGGAUUUUGUCAUGAACUCUCUGUACUUGGCCACUAUCUCCCUGAAGAUUGUAGCCUACACUAAGUACAGUGGAAGUAAACCCAGAAACCAGUGGGAAAUGUGGCACCCGACACUAGUUGCUGAAGCAGUGUUUGCCAUUGCAAACAUUUUCAGUUCCCUGCGCCUCAUUUCACUGUUCACGGCCAACUCUCACCUGGGGCCACUGCAGAUUUCUCUGGGGCGAAUGCUGCUCGACAUCCUGAAGUUCCUCUUCAUCUACUGCCUGGUUCUGCUCGCCUUUGCUAAUGGCCUGAACCAGCUGUACUUUUACUAUGACACUAAGGCUUCAGAUGAGAAAGGAAAGUGUAAGGGCAUCCGAUGUGUGCAUCAGAAUAACGCUUUCUCCACAUUAUUUGAGACCCUGCAGUCUCUUUUCUGGUCUAUCUUUGGUUUGAUCAGCCUGUAUGUGACCAAUGUGGAUGCUGACCACCAGUUCACUGAAUUUGUUGGUGCCAACAUGUUCGGGGCCUACAACAUCAUUUCGUUGGUGGUGCUCCUCAACAUGCUCAUAGCCAUGAUGAACAACUCCUACCAGCACAUUGCUGACCAUGCAGACAUUGAGUGGAAAUUUGCAAGGACAAAACUGUGGAUGAGUUAUUUUGAAGAAGGAGGCACUCUGCCAGCCCCUUUCAACAUCAUCCCAAGCCCCAAAUCAUUCUGGUACCUCAUGUGCUGGAUCAAGAAGCAGGUGUGGAGGACAAGCUCCAAGCGCCCUGACACCAUUGGUACCCUUGGGAGGCGAGCCGCAGAGAACCUGAGGAUAAACCAUCAGUACCAGGAGGUACUGAGGAACCUGGUGAAACGUUACGUGGCCGCCAUGAUUCGAGAUGCCAAGACAGAGGAAGGCUUGACUGAAGACAACUUCAAGGAGCUGAAACAAGAUAUCUCCAGUUUCCGUUAUGAGGUGAUGGGAAUGAUGAAGACAGGAAAGUCAGCUUUAAAUGUGGCAAAGGCCAGUGGCAGCUCAGUGGAAUCCAGCCUUGCAUACCCUAAUUCCUCACUCAAGGUCUCUGCUUGCCCACAGAGCACCCAGAUGAAAAGCAAAUUUAAUCGAUUCAAAAUCACUACAUCCAUCCUCAAGCAGGGCAGUUCAACAGCUGCACCCAGGCCACCUGAAGCCUCCAAUGGUCUACCUAAUGGAUUCAUGUCCCUGGUCUCUGAUGAGAGCUCUGGUGAAAUGUCAAGCCAGAGGAGAAGCAACCCCAAAGAUGUAUCUGACUUUGGUUUGUUCCAGAAACACCAAAGGGGCAACAACGAAGCCUCAUCAAGUGCAGCAGAAAUCUCGAGGGAGAUGUACUCUUUGUCAGAAGAAGCAGGAGAGUCUGGGGACUCAGACUUAGAGGAACAUAUCGCUGGAGAAAAGAGUGAGAGGAAACUCCUGGAAACAAAAAAGAAGGAAGAAGUCGAGGAAAUUAAGGAGGAGUCGAACAGCAAAAAAUGCUUGGAGCAGUGUGAAGAAAGAGAAACCGAAGAAAGAGAAAAGGACUUAACCUGUACUGACUCAGUAGCUGAUGAAUGUAUGUCUAGCUCAUACAAAGAUGAUGCCUAAGAUGUGAUGAGAUGUGAUCAGAACUACAGGUCCAGUAAUGCUGGAUUAAACACACAGAGACUGACAAUCAACGUGAGCCUCGAGUGAGAAUUGUGAACAUGAGUCGAACUUUUCCAGUUAUUACUAAACUUAUGAUCAGCUUUGAUCUUUGGAGACUCAGGGAGGCCUCUGGUUUAACUGUUUUAAACGCUGUUAUAUUAGCAGUGGAAAUGCAGCAACAUUGUUCGAAGCUCCGUGUAAGCAUUACGAGGAAUCAAAUUUAAGGAUUAGUAUAUUUCGUUUUUUGACCCUAGAGGUGAUUGGACAAUAAGGAUUUCCUGAAAGAAAAAAGCUUUUUCUCCCAUCUGAUAUGUGCAUUUCAGUUCAAAUUGUCCUGUUGGUUGCCAUAUAACCGUCUCUCUCUACCUCUUUUUUUCCCUCUACCCUUAAACAUUUAACUCUCUCCAUCAUUAUCUUAUUAGAGCAAUAGAUGUGUUCUGUUUUAGACGUGACUUUCUGCCUUACUCUGUCUGUUUCUGCACUUUACACACUUUAAAAUGGCAUACAGUUUUUUCAAAGAUCGCACAAACUCUGAUCAUUGCAACAGCAAUUCUGUCAAAGUUUUCUAUGCAAGAACUGUGGAUCAUGAUUCUCAUCACACUGAUGAGGCCGACUGUAAAUUCAGCGCUGACAGUUCAACCCAAGUAUUCUCUGUAAAGUAGGGCGUGGCCAAACUAUCUGAGAUAUACAUUAUGAACACAGCCGAUCAAUUAUUUAAAGCAACGUAUUAUUCAAGUUUUGUCACUCAAGAAUAAACUCAUUAUUUUGAACAGAUCUGCUGUUUUUAACUGUUAGUUUAAGAUGUCAUGUUAGUUUGAAUGAAUGGCAUUAUAGAAACUGAAACAUAAAUCAAGAAUAAAUAUAGAAAUACACUCUUAAUUUCCUGUCUCCUCUUUUGUUCAUUGCAAAUUCCUGACAGGCAUGAACACAAUAACUGAUACUGUUAACUGUAUAUC
This is a messenger RNA of Oreochromis aureus, 4572 nucleotides long. RefSeq names its product short transient receptor potential channel 4. NCBI's taxonomy places the organism in Eukaryota, Metazoa, Chordata, Actinopteri, Cichliformes, Cichlidae. Gene Ontology annotation, molecular function: protein binding; inositol 1,4,5 trisphosphate binding; store-operated calcium channel activity. The transcript has 15 exons. Gene Ontology annotation, biological process: manganese ion transport; calcium ion transmembrane transport; regulation of cytosolic calcium ion concentration. The coding region runs from base 671 to 3577 and encodes 968 amino acids. The record is from RefSeq and is a predicted model, not a curated record. Gene Ontology annotation, cellular component: membrane; cation channel complex.